Molecule: messenger RNA, 141 nt
Organism: Peronospora matthiolae
Lineage: Eukaryota; Oomycota; Peronosporomycetes; Peronosporales; Peronosporaceae
Source: the annotation of a GenBank genome assembly
AUGCAGAUUGUGCUGGAAGAGCGAGAUCAAUGGGGCGUCGUGAGCGGCGAGGUCAAGCUCGAGGACUGCACCAGUAAUUUGGACCAGCAGAAGUCGCGAAAGGCUCUAGCGAUCAUCUUUCUUGCAAUGGAGGAUUCGUAG